Molecule: messenger RNA, 1353 nt
Organism: Penicillium samsonianum
Lineage: Eukaryota; Fungi; Ascomycota; Eurotiomycetes; Eurotiales; Aspergillaceae
Product: WD40 repeat domain-containing protein
Exons: 3
Coding region: 1-1353 (450 amino acids)
Molecular function (GO): protein binding
Source: RefSeq, a predicted model, not a curated record
AUGGCCCGUUUAUUGACCCAUCGUCAAGCUGAAGAGCUGCACAAAUCCAUUAUAGCAUAUUUAUCAGCAAAUGAGCUUCCAGAGACUGCUGCUAUACUGAGGAGCGAAUUGGGCAUUGCAGAACACGACUUUGAUGCAACUGCAGUGAAAAAAUACGAAACACUGUUAGAGAAGAAAUGGACUAGCAAUAUUAUGGACCUCGACUCCCGAAACGCAGCUUUGCAAUUUGAACUUGACAAUCUGACCCCUAACUCCCUCCUCACACGCAAUCGAGACCCAAAGUCUUGGCUUCCUCAACACCCCCGGUAUUCACUGCACUCCCAUCGCAAUACUAUCAAUUGUAUUGCUUUUCAUCCCAAAUAUUCCUCUAUUGCCUCCGGAUCCGACGAUUUCACGAUUAAGAUAUGGGAUUGGGAACUUGGGGAGUUGGAGAUGACACUCAAAGGCCAUACAAGAGCAGUUCGUGGUCUUGAUUAUGGCUGCCCUCCCGGGGCUGUUGGCGUCCUUCUAGCCUCCUGCAGUUCCGAUCUUACCAUCAAGUUGUGGAAUCCAGCGGAUGGAUAUAAGAAUAUUCGGACUUUACAAGGACAUGACCAUAUUGUUAGCGCCGUCCGUUUCAUACCAAAUGGGAGCUUGCUUGCUAGCGCAAGUAAGGAUAUGGACAUAAGGCUAUGGGAUGUAACUAAUGGGUGUUGUGUGAAGACGAUACAAGGCCACACUGGCUGGGUGCGAGAUGUUUGUCCGUCUCUCGACGGGAGGUUUCUCCUUUCUACUGGGGAUGACAUGACUGUUCGUUUAUGGAACAUUACGGCGAAACCAGAAAACAAGUUGACAUUAAGCGGUCAUGAAAACUUCAAUGAGUGUUGCGUGAUUGCUCCACCGACCUCAUACCGGUACCUUGCUCUAUUAGCCGGGUUGAAAGUCUCACCUACGGGAAGUACGACUGAUUUUUUUGCAACUGGAUCGCGUGACAAGACUAUCAAACUCUGGGACGCCCGCGGCGCUUGCCUCAUGACGUUGGUUUGGCAUGAUAACUGGGUACGAGCAAUUGUUUUCCACCCUGGAGGCCGAUAUCUCCUUUCUGUCUCCGAUGACAACACAUUACGUUGUUGGGACUUAAGCCAAGGAGGAAAAUGUGUCAAGACGCUUAGGGAUGCCCAUGGAAGUUUCAUUACCUGUUUGAGGUGGGCUCCAGGGAUCCUCAAAGACCCCCCCACGGAUGCUGUUAGUGCUCCUGUGAGACAGGCCUUGGAAGACACUAAGGCAUAUGGAGAAAAUUCGUCUGAUGUGCAGAUCCGGUGUGUCAUUGCUACAGGUAGUGUUGACCAGAAAUUGCAGAUAUUUGCGGGCUAA